AUGCGUGUCAAUACAAACGAUAAAUGCUCACAUCAGAAAGACAUCGAAAAUUUAACGAAAAUAAAAGGAAAUAAUACAUGUGCUGAUUGUGGGGCAAAAUGCCCAAGAUGGGCUAGUAUAAAUUUAGGAAUAAUAAUCUGUAUAGAAUGCUCAGGAAUACAUAGAAAUUUAGGAGUUCAUAUUUCUAAAAUAAAAUCAUUAACAUUGGAUAAAAUUAUGCCACAAUGGAUACAUUGCAUAAAAACUAUAGGAAAUGACUUAUCAAAUGCAUAUUACUUGUACAAUUUGCCUCCUGAUGCAUAUAGGCCUAAACAAGGAGACUCUUCUGCGGUUAUGCAAGAUUGGAUCAAAAAUAAAUAUGAAAAAAAACUAUAUGCCCCUUCUAAUAGGAAAGAACCAAGCCAAUAUUAUAUAGAAGGUAUUGAUCCAAGAAACAGUAUUAUGGUACCUGCACUACCGAAUACUGAAAUGAGCAAAGGAAAUGAUGCUUCUAAGCACCGAAUAAAUGAGCCAUCAAAUUUAAAAAAUGAAUCGAAUUCUGUAAAAAAAAAAUAUAACUCUGAGUCUAGUGGCAUGUUUGAUUCCCUACGAAUUAUGGACAACUAUAAAUUGGAAACCUCAAUUGAAAAUAAAAAAAAUAAUGAUUAUGCAACAAAAAAUGAUAAUUUUAUGGAUUUUAGUAAGGAUAUAAUUUAUAAAGUUCAACCAAAUAAUAAUAUUAUGUGCUCCUUUGAUAAUUUAUAUUAUAACGAAAUGGGGGUAGAUAAUAAGAAAAAUAGUAGUAAUAAUAAUAUUGGUAACUUUCGAAACUCUUAUUCGUUUAAUGAUUUUUCAAAUAUAAAUAAUGAGUUUUUUGAGAUAACUCAUGAAAAAAAUUCAAAUACUUCAAAUAUACAAAAAACAGACAAUUUAAAAAAUAAAAAUGGCUACACAAAUUAUUCAAAUAAUAAUCAAGUUAAUAAUAAAAAUCUUAAUAAUAGCAAUAUAGAGAUAAAUACUCCCAAUUAUAGUUAUAACUACAGUUAUGAAUAUAAUAACAAUCAUAGCAAUCAAAAUAUUAAUGUAAAAAGUUAUAGUAAUACAGAACAAAGUAUGAACAAUAAUGAAAAAAACAAUUUUCAGAAAUAUAGUGGAAAUAAAAAUUUUAGUAAUCAUAGUUCACUUUCAGAAAAGGAAUUAAGAAAUGCAAAAGUCCAAGCGGCAAAAAAAUGUAUUGCUCGACUUUUUGCUAAUUCAAAACAUAAUUCAUAUUCCAAAAAAAAAACAUCAAACGCAAAUUUUAAUAGCUAUUUUACGAAUGAUAAUAAUAGUAAUUAUUCCUAUAUGAAUGAUAUACAUUCUGAAAAUACAGAAAGAUUAAAUUUAAAUAAAACAUCACAAACAAAUAUUAUAAAUACUAGUGCAGAUGAUAAAAUUAAAUCAGAUAAUAAAUUUGGAAAUUUCGAAAAAAAUAGUUCCAUGAAAAAUCAAGAAAACAAUAAUAAAAAUAUCGAUAUUUUUUAA
Messenger RNA from Plasmodium berghei ANKA, 1503 nucleotides. Its product is annotated as ADP-ribosylation factor GTPase-activating protein, putative. The coding region runs from base 1 to 1503 and encodes 500 amino acids. The transcript has 6 exons. The record is from RefSeq and is a predicted model, not a curated record. NCBI's taxonomy places the organism in Eukaryota, Apicomplexa, Aconoidasida, Haemosporida, Plasmodiidae. Gene Ontology annotation, molecular function: GTPase activator activity.